Molecule: messenger RNA, 1200 nt
Organism: Miscanthus lutarioriparius
Lineage: Eukaryota; Viridiplantae; Streptophyta; Magnoliopsida; Poales; Poaceae
Source: the annotation of a GenBank genome assembly
AUGGUGGAAUCGGAGGGCGAGGCGGAGGUGGCGGCGUGCACGGCGGUGCUGACGCCGCCGCUGUCGCUGGAGGGCGGCCUCGCGGCGGAGCUCCGCCCGGCCAACCUCGUCCAGCGGGUGCUCAGCCUCUUCCUCAACGUCCGCCCGGGCUCUGACCUCUCCCACUUCCAGCUGCCGGCGACGUUCAACCUGCCCAAGUCGCAGCUACAGCUAUACGGCGAGGGGGUGUACUGCGCCGGCGAGGACCUGCUGGGCCGGUGCGCGCGUGGGGCGGACAGCCUGGAGCGCCUCGCCGCCGUGGUGGCGUGGAGCAUCUCCACGACGCGGCCGCCCAUCUUCGGCUUCGCGCCCUACAACCCGGUGCUCGGGGAGACCCACCACGUCUCCACCUCCGGCAGCAGCGGCCUCAACGUCCUGCUCGAGCAGGUCUCGCACCGCCCUCCCGUGACGGCUUUGCACGCGACGGACGCGCGCGGUGACGUCCGCCUCGUGUGGUGCCAGAGCCCGGCGCCGCGGUUCCACGGUGCGAGCGUGGAGGCCGCGGUGCGCGGCGCGCGGGAGCUGCGGCUGCCCCGGCACGGCGAGACGUACGUCGUGGGGUGCCCCAACCUGGUGAUCCGCCUCCUCCCGUCCCCCGGCGUCGACUGGGCCGGCGACGUCCGCGUCGUCUGCGCCGAGUCCGGGCUCGAGGCCGCGCUCAGCUACUGCCGGACCCGCCGCUCGUUCCUCGGGUUCGGCGGCGGCGACGCCCGGUGCGUCAGGGGCAGGAUCUUUCGGUCUGCCGCGCCUGAGGAGACGCUGUGCGAGGUCGAUGGGUUCUGGGACCGGCAGGUCUCGAUCAAGGACGUCGCUACUGGUGAGGUCUCCGUGCUCUACGACGCACAGCGCGCCACUGGUAACCUCGCCACGCCCGUCGUACAAGACCCAAAGGGCGUGUCGGCCUCGGAGUCCGCGGUGGUCUGGGGCGAGGUGAGCGACGCGAUCCUGAAGAAGGACUGGGAGACAGCCCGGCAAGCGAAGCGGCGAGUGGAGGACACGGCGAGGAGGCUCGCCAAGGAGAGGAACGACAGGGGGGAGGUGUGGACGCCCAAGCACUUCUCGCUGUCGCAGAACAAAGACGGCGACUGGGAGUGCUGGCCGCUGGAGGAGACGGUGCCGCCGGCGCCUAUUAUCGUCCCCUCCUCCUCAUCCUCCUCAUGA